Ciona intestinalis (vase tunicate) is the source of this 653-nucleotide messenger RNA. Its product is annotated as MAPK regulated corepressor interacting protein 2-like. The record is from RefSeq and is a predicted model, not a curated record. NCBI's taxonomy places the organism in Eukaryota, Metazoa, Chordata, Ascidiacea, Phlebobranchia, Cionidae.
UUUUAUUGUUGCGUUAUCACAGGUGUUUAUAGGUAAUUUUUGUCGCCUUUUGACAAUGGUGUAUGCACCAAACAAUGUAUGGAAUAGGAAAUAAACCACAAAGUAAACACAAGACAAUUCCAGCUCACCGACACGCUGAGAAAAUCAGUCCUACAUCGGAGAGUUCUCAGUGGGGAAGUAAUUCAGUAAUGGGCAUACAGAAAUUACAUUUUAACACCACUUCUAAACGAACGUCACGUAGUAAUAGUAUGAUGAGUAAUUCAGACCCAGUCACUCAACAACAUGAGGAUAAUGUAACUGCUUUGAAUGAGGAAUGGGAAAAAGUAAAAUCUGAUCUAAACAAGAAUGAAGAUCAAAAAAUCAGCGGUACGACUCAAUAUGUUGAACGCGAUCCAAACCCUGCCAUGACAGGUUUUCAAGCGUUCGACCUCGAACAGUAUUGGGGCCAAAAGUUGCUGUCAAACACCGGUAUAAAAUCGUAAAAAUAUCGCAAUUUUUUACUUAUUUUACUGCAAAGCGUGCUUUGCACUGAACUGUUGGAUUUAAUUAAUUGUAUCUACUGUUGAGAAAAUUAAAUUGAAUUUACCAAGUUAGUGUAAAUACAUUUUUACCUUAAGAAUCAAGAGUACGAAAUAAAAUAUUCUUUGUUAUUG